Papaver somniferum (opium poppy) is the source of this 702-nucleotide messenger RNA. RefSeq names its product cilia- and flagella-associated protein 251-like. Bases 1 to 702 code for a protein of 233 amino acids. Lineage: Eukaryota; Viridiplantae; Streptophyta; Magnoliopsida; Ranunculales; Papaveraceae. The record is from RefSeq and is a predicted model, not a curated record. The transcript has a single exon.
AUGGCUGAUCCUGCCCAGAAUUCAACCAAUUCCAUCGGAAAUCUUCCAAAUGCACCACCGGUAACACCUGAAUUUGCACAAGCCAAGUCAAUUCUCCCUUCUUUGAGCAUAGAUGAAUUGCGACAGUUAAGAGAAGAUGCACAGUCUGAAAUUGAUCAUCGGAUUCAAGAGCAAACUCGUCAAAGAGAGGAACAACAACAACAGGAGGAGGAAGAGCGGAGGCAAAGAGAUGAACGACGAAAGAAAAUGAUGUAUGAUGAAUGGGUGCAGAAAUAUUUGGAAAGGGGGGGAAGAAAGGAUGGGGAAUGGGAAGAGAAGCAGGAGGAGGAAGUUGCCCGGAGAGCCAAAGCACUCCAGUAUGGAAGCAUGACUGAGGAUGAUUCUGAUGCAUCUGGUGGUUCUGAAGCAGAUGGGGAGGAUGGUGAAGACUUGGAUUCAGAGAAUGAUGAUAGCAGUGAAGAGAGCAUAGUUGGGAGAAUUGCAUAUGAUGAGCGUCAUCUGAGGAAUCGAUUUGAGUAUGAACUUGCCAAUCCCAAAAUCUACCCACAAACCAUAAAUGAGGGAGAACGGAUUGAAUUGAGUGUGAGUGCAAGAAUUCCUUAUUUCGAUGAUGAAUCAUACUUCAGUGGAACUUCUCCUGCACCAUCUGGCAGUGAAGAUAGCGAAAGAGGUGGAGGUGGAGGACAAGAUGAUUUGUGGUGA